UGGGAGGUGCCGGGCCGCCUGCCGUGCGCGGCUGUUGCCGCGCGUGUGCCGGGCCUCCCGGUCGUCAUGGAGGAGGUCUCGGCGGAGGAGUUGGACGAUGAGGAGCAGCUGCUGCGACGGCAUCGCAAGGAGAAGAAGGAGCUGCAAGCCAAGAUUCAGGGAAUGAAGAACGCUGUUCCCAAAAACGACAAAAAGAGGCGCAAGCAGCUCGUUGAAGAUGUAGCGAAGUUGGAGAGAGAAAUGGAGCAGAGACACAAGGAAGAGCUGGAGCAGUUGAAAUUGGCUUUCGCGGAGAGUAAGAUAGAUUCUGUCACUGUUAACAUUUCAGACUUGGUACUUGAGAACCAGCCACCUCGGAUUUCCAAAGCACAAAAGAGACGGGAGAAAAAGGCUGCACUGGAAAAGGAGCGGGAGGAAAGGAUAGCUGAGGCUGAAAUUGAGAACCUAGCUGGAGCUAGGCACGUAGAGAGUGAAAAACUCGCUCAGAUACUGGCCGCCAGAGAAUUGGAAAUCAAGCAUAUUCCAUCUGAUGGCCAUUGCAUGUACGGAGCACUGGAGGAUCAGCUGAGAGAGCAGGACUGUGCCCUAACUGUGGCUGCCCUCCGGAAGCGCACUGCUGAGUACAUGCAGAGCCAUUCAGAAGACUUCCUGCCCUUCUUAACAAACCCCAAUACCGGGAACGUGUAUACUCCAGAGGAAUUUGGAAAGUACUGUGAUGACAUUGUGAACACAGCGGCGUGGGGAGGUCAGCUUGAGUUAAGAGCUCUGUCUCACAUUCUACAAACACCAAUCGAGGUACUACAAGCAGACGCUCCUCCUAUUGUAGUUGGUGAAGAAUAUUCGAGGAGUCCUUUAGUACUGGUAUACAUGAGACAUGCAUAUGGCUUAGGAGAACAUUAUAAUUCUGUCACACGGUUGGUGAACUCGGCUACUGAAAAUUGCAACUAGUUUACAAAAUGUAACACUAUGUUUUAUAGAGUGUGCCAAUCUGCAUAUUCCUAUCAAGUGCUAGAUUGUUGCAAUGCCUCUGAAAAACACAGCUACCUUAAGUCAGUUUUAUGAAUGAAUAAGCUUGCUAACAGGCUUUUUAGAAAUCCGUUGGAUUGACUUUAACCAGUGCCCUCUUAGUGGCAUUCCUAAAACUUAAAGUAAAUCGUGGAGAACAUCAUAGAACAAGGUGUUAACCUUCUCACUAGUGAGUAUUAGUUAUCCAGGACAUUCUGACUUUGAAUAAAUUUUUUUUAAAAAUUUUGACCCUACAUAUUUAUAUUUCCAAAGUGAGUAUUUGAUAUAAUUUUUCUUAAAGUAUGGAGACGCCUUUUCUGUCAUGAUAGGACUGUAUUGUGAUGUCAGCAAGUUUAUUAACGCUUGUGAAUGAGCAUGAUCAUAGUAAUUUUGGUAUGCUAGGUCAGCAAGGUGAAGCUUGUUACGUAGCACAUCUCUGCAGCUAAGGAGAAACGACUUAGGGAUUUUUGAAUCCUUACAUGAGAAUCAGUUGAGUUCAAAGGGAUUAAAGAAAAUUAGUUGUAAAUAGGUGUUCACUGUGUCCAUUUUCAAUCUUUUUUUUUCGUGAGACAGGGUUUCUCUGUAGCUUUGGAGCCUGUUCUGGAACUUCUUUUUAACAAAUAGGCGAUGUAUAGCUUUAAAAACAAGGACUUCUACAUUGCUGUUUUUCCAGCUUGAGGCUGGAGUUAUUCAUACCUUUAUUCGCUUCACAACUGAUAAUUUUUACAUUUUCUCCUUCUCAGUGGCUCUGCUUUUCCUAGAGCCCUUUUCCACUGAGAAGUACCCAGUGGCCUCUCCUUGCUCACUGUGCAGAAGGGUCACAGUCACAUUCUCCUCCCGUUGUCCCUGCCCCAGUUUGUCCUAACAAGAUCUCCGCUGUGCUCGCUCUCUAGGGCUCAGAGGAAGCCUUGGCUGAAGGUUUUCUUGCUCCAGGUCGUGUCACUUUUUUCCCUCAAGUGUGUGAUUAUUGUGCGUGUGUGCAGGUAAAGCUGAGGCCACUGUUGAGGAGCCGAGCUGAAAACCAGUGCAGAACAGUUCUCUGUGGGCUGACGUAGGUAACUAGGAUUGCAGCUCUCUUCUAACAGAGUUCUCUGUGGGCUGACUUAGCUCACUAGGAUUGCAGCUCUCUUCUAACAGAGUUCUCUGUGCGAGAGUUGUACCCACACUCGUUUGUCUGCUGUGCUGUAGCCCAGCGCCACGGCCUGGGGCAUAGCUCCAGUAGAGCCCUUGCUUAUCGUGCAUGAGGCUCAAGGCUCAAUUUCUUGCACCAACAAACAAAUUUAUAAAAAUGAAACUUUUUGGUUUCAUCUGUUUUUUUUUUCCCAGUUAGAACUAUAAGAAGAUUGAGCAUCACGUUUAUAAUAUUUGGGCUUUUGAUCUAUCAAUGUAUACUGUCUAUGAGUAAAUAAAAUGGGCUUAUGAUGUUAAAAGCAGGUAACACUAGCAGGCUAGGCAGCAGGCAAGUCAGGACUCUGAGGUCACUCCAGCAGACAAGACAUCCUCUGCCUCCUGCACAGUGUAUUCUAAAGGGUGCCUGCUUUGUAACUGCUGAUCUGUUUUUUUUUUCCUUUGAAAUUUACAAAAGAAUGAAGUUGUAAAUUGAUGCUUUGAGUUUAUCUGAAAUAAUAUUAUCUUCAUGCUAAAGUAUCAGCAUUGACAAUUAACAAAGCAUAAUAUUGUGAAACUUAGUUAUUGCAAAUUCCAUUUUCAACAAAGAUAGUCUAAAAUAAUUCAUUAAUGUUUUGUUGUUUUGACAAGAAUUUAAAUGUACUUAAUUAUGUAUUUCUGGGUUUUGUGUAUAUGUUUUAUUUUAAAAUGGCCAUUGUAUUUAUGAAUAAAGUGUAUGGCCACCUUCUACCAUUGUAGCUUUAAAUGAAAGAAAAAGUCUUUUAAGAAUGGCAGAUGCUAAUGUAAAAGCAAUGUGAGAAUUACAUUUGCUGCUGCUGGUCUAACGGGAACCCCACGAGCUUUCUGUAGUCCGCAUUGGAAACGUGUAUGUCAGAAUUCUGGAAUUUGUCUUCAGCCAAGAAUGUUGUCCACUUACAUAUGUUUACAGCCUAUAAAAAGUAAAACAAAGAAUGUGUAACUGUUAUGAGCAAGGUAGCUUUGCUCAUGUUAUCUGGUAUUUGCCAAAAGAAUAAAUGAUAAAGGAGUUGAAUCAA
Chionomys nivalis (European snow vole) is the source of this 3167-nucleotide messenger RNA. It is a transcript of the gene Otud6b, whose product is annotated as OTU deubiquitinase 6B. The record is from RefSeq and is a predicted model, not a curated record. Gene Ontology annotation, biological process: protein deubiquitination. The coding region runs from base 67 to 948 and encodes 293 amino acids. Gene Ontology annotation, molecular function: cysteine-type deubiquitinase activity. NCBI's taxonomy places the organism in Eukaryota, Metazoa, Chordata, Mammalia, Rodentia, Cricetidae. The transcript has 7 exons.